AUGGAUAGAAUUGUUUUUGGAAAUUUAAUUAAUAAUAUGACUUUUUAUGGAACUUCAACAAUACCUGGUGAAUUAAGAGAACGAUUACAUCUUCAACAAACGGUACUUCAAAAUUUAGCUUUUUGGCAAAAUUAUAAUCAAUAUACAUCAGCAAUAAUGGCUGCACAAAAUUAUUUACCACCUAAUUCAUUAUCUCUAUUGACGACAACACCAACUACACCACAAAUUUUAAUAUCCUCAAAUUCAUUAUCUAUUAAUAAAAAUAAAGCAAGAAGUGAUAGUAUAUCAAAAAAUGAUUUAGAGGAGACACCUAAAAUUUGUAAAAAUAAAGAGUUAAUAAAAUGUAAUAAUUGUGAUAAAUAUUUUAAAACUAAAAAAGAACAUCGUCAACAUAUUAUUCUUCAUCAUGAAAGAAAGUAUGAAUGUGAAAGGUGUACAAAAACAUUUUUAACACAAGGACUUUUAGAUAUUCAUAUCAUUAAAAAACAUUCCCCAGAUGAUUGUAAAAAGAUAAAAAAUUUAAAUGAAAAAAUUUUUAAACAGUUUCAAUGUAAAAUAUGUGAUAGGAGUUAUGAAACUUACUAUAAUUAUAAAGAACAUCUUGCAAAACAUGAAGGUAAAACAUUUCAAUGUAGUGUUUGUAAUAAAUUAUUAUCAGGACAAAGUGCACUUAGUCGACAUACAAAAAUACAUAGUAAACCACAUGAAUGUAUAAUAUGUAAAGAUCGUUUUUCCUCAGCUUAUGAUUUGGAUUGUCAUUUUAGUUAUUAUCAUUCAUCAAUUAAACGAUUUCGAUGCCAAUUUUGUAAUAGAGCAUUGUACAAUUAUUCCGGUAAACUUAGACAUGAAAGAUUGUGUCUUGUUAAUAAUAAUUGUGAUAAAACUUUAAAAGAAAUUGAAGAAAAAGAGAAUAACGAUUAA
Strongyloides ratti is the source of this 921-nucleotide messenger RNA. RefSeq names its product Zinc finger, C2H2 domain and Zinc finger C2H2-type/integrase DNA-binding domain and Zinc finger, C2H2-like domain-containing protein. The transcript has 3 exons. Bases 1 to 921 code for a protein of 306 amino acids. Gene Ontology annotation, biological process: regulation of transcription by RNA polymerase II. The record is from RefSeq and is a predicted model, not a curated record. Gene Ontology annotation, cellular component: nucleus. Lineage: Eukaryota; Metazoa; Nematoda; Chromadorea; Rhabditida; Strongyloididae. Gene Ontology annotation, molecular function: DNA-binding transcription factor activity, RNA polymerase II-specific; RNA polymerase II transcription regulatory region sequence-specific DNA binding.